UUGGUUAGUACACACGUGCUGUGGUAAAGAUUGAAGUCACGUUGCUGCAAGCUAAGUUUGUUUUGAUAGCUCGAUGGCGUUUCCCGGCUGCUACAGUUACACCACCGACCCGAGUGCGGCUUUCCUGCGGGGACAGCAGCAUGUUCUGCCGACGACUUGUCUGACCGUUCCCGGUAACGGGCACGGCCUUACGGCGGGGGGAGGCUCGGAGUUCCACGGGCCUGGGCGAUGCCUCCAGUGGGCCUGCAACACGUGUAAGACGAAAGCACGAGGAAAAGUCGACAAGAGGAAAGCGGCAACCAUGAGAGAGAGACGGCGGCUUUCCAAGGUCAACGACGCCUUCGACGUUCUCAAAAAGAAGACGUCUCCGAAUUCCACCCGACGACUCACCAAGACGGAAAUCUUGAAAAACGCCAUAGACUACAUCAUGGACCUGAAGGAUCUGCUGAAGACGUCUGAAGAAGCCAGCGCCUCAAGUUCGUCCAAGACGCACACGUCGGAGUUGGAUCUUGACAGCGAGGCAGGCAGCCCGGCGUCUUUCUCCGAACAGAGCUCUGCAGCCAGUCCGCUGAGUCUGAUCGCGGAGACUGACGAGUUGUCCUGGGACGACAUGAUGACAGCCGCCUCCAGUCUGCUGACGGACAUGGCUGAAGAUUGCGGAUCCCCAGACUCUGGCAUCUCCAGCCUGGACAGCCUGUCCGCCAUUGUGGACAACAUUACGUCAUUCGAUCACGACCUCGACCUAUGACCUUCAUAUCCUGAUCACGGACUUUUAGAUGAUGUCUAGUGGCAUUGUACUGACCGUUGUCUUGUUAAAACACUUUUAUGUGCCUACUAC
Molecule: messenger RNA, 838 nt
Organism: Branchiostoma floridae (Florida lancelet)
Lineage: Eukaryota; Metazoa; Chordata; Leptocardii; Amphioxiformes; Branchiostomatidae
Product: myogenic factor 6-like
Exons: 3
Coding region: 74-748 (224 amino acids)
Biological process (GO): muscle organ development; positive regulation of myoblast differentiation; regulation of transcription by RNA polymerase II
Molecular function (GO): protein dimerization activity; DNA-binding transcription factor activity, RNA polymerase II-specific; RNA polymerase II cis-regulatory region sequence-specific DNA binding
Source: RefSeq, a predicted model, not a curated record